This is a messenger RNA of Antechinus flavipes (yellow-footed antechinus), 738 nucleotides long. It is a transcript of the gene EXOC1L, whose product is annotated as exocyst complex component 1 like. The transcript has 3 exons. Bases 207 to 725 code for a protein of 172 amino acids. Lineage: Eukaryota; Metazoa; Chordata; Mammalia; Dasyuromorphia; Dasyuridae. The record is from RefSeq and is a predicted model, not a curated record.
UUGAGAAUUGCUCCGAAUCCUGGAUCCUGCCUCUGGAUCACUCUGAAACACUAGGAAGAGACUAGGAUCUGUGGGAAUUUGAGGAGCAAAAGGUUGGUGAUCUCGUCAGACUAGCUACAGCCCAGAACAAGGGAUCCAGGGAGUCAAGAAGGAAAGAAAGAAAACAAGCUUGAACCAAAGCAUCAAUCUCAGUUGAACUGAAAGAAAUGUCAUCUUUGGUAAAAGAGGAUUUGGAAAAGAAACUGUUCAAACCACUGUCACAGCAUCUCUAUGAAUUUAUUGAAAUUGAGUUCCCAGCCCAGGACAGGUACUACCUCUGUGUAUCAGUGACUAAAAGAGAAGAAGUAAAAAUAAUUAUCGUGAAACACUACAGAAUAGGUCUAGAUGAAAAAUAUGAAGUAACCAAAAAAUGGUCUUUGAAUGAUCUGGAGAUGAUUGAUGGAAAAGAAGCAGAUACUGAUAACCCAUUUUUUGAUCUACAUUUCAAGAAAGUCUACCGUUUGGAAGCUUAUAGCUGUGCUUCUAAAUAUUCCUUUGCCCGAACCGUAAAUAAAUUGAAUCAUGCUUAUCUUAAAAAGGACCUACAAAUUGUGAACUUUGAUACUACCUAUAUAAAUGAUGAUUCAAUUUGGUCUUCCAACAACAAGGACUGUUUAGUCCUCAUGAGAAUAUGCUUUUAUGCUUUCAAUCUCUUAUGUCUCUCUCUCUGUCCCCUGCCACUUUGAUACCAUAUGUUGC